UAUUAUUGUCGUGUGAUUAUUUUACGACCCUUAAGAAAAAAUGGUUUAUCCGCAUACAUACAGGACGGAGCACAGUGAAACCCUUACCACCAAUUGCGUUUACGGCGAUUACUAUGCGAGCAGGCAAAGCAGAAAGAUCGCCAUUUCACCCGCACUUUUGAAAAUUUUGCAGUACAUCGAUUCGAACCGCGCUCAGUUUUUGGAAAACAUUAAGGAAGCUGUGAAAAUUCGUUCAGUUAGUAAUAAAUUGAAAUACCGAGAUGAAAUUAUUCGAAUGAUCAGAUUCACGGAAGAAUGGUUGAACAAACUCAACGUUAAAUACGAAUGUUUCAAUAUCGGGUUUCACGAUGUGGACGGUACUAGAGUUAGAUUACCUCCUGUCAUCCUAGCGUCUGUUGGAAACGAUCCUAAAAAGAAAACUGUCUGCGCUUACCUUCAUCUCGACGUACCGGAACCUGAUUUGUCGACAUGGAUUGAAAAUCCGUGGGAUCUUACUCAAAAAAAUAACACGUUUUACGGAUGCGGCACUUGUUGUGGCAAAGGUCCCCUGUUGAUGUGGUUCCAUGUAGUAGAAGCGUUCCAGAAUUCUGGCAUCCAAUUACCAGUGAACAUAAAAUUUGUAAUAGAGUCCAUGCAUCAUCAAAAAAGUAGGGGUUUGGCUGCCUUCUUAGCGACCAAAACUCAAAUCUUUUUCUAUGACGUUUAUAACGUGGUUAUAUGCGAAUCGGAAUGGAUCGGGGAAAAAUAUCCGUGUUUGAUUUACGGAUGCGUAGGUAUUUUGCACUUUGAAGUAUCCAUAACAAAGUCGGAGACGUCCAGCGCAGAUAUUAGGGAAGAUAUGGAAAAAAUUGUUGCGAAUCUGACGGAUGCUGAAGGAAAUAUUCUUAUAAGGGACUUCAAUGAGUAUGUUGAACAAAUUACGCCGGACGAAGAAAUUGAAUACGAAAAUAUACGAGAUUUUGAUUGUGAAGAGAUAAGAAAUAAUCUUCCGGAGUUUAAAAGAUCUUGGGAUAAAGUAAAACUAUUGAUGAGUUUUUGGAGGUUGCCGUCCAUAAUAUUGCACGACACCCUCGAAUGUAUCUGCGAUAAGAAGGACUAUUCCAAAAUUAAGAAGAUCUUUACUUUGAAAAUUGUUCCGCGACAGGUUGUUGAUCAGGUGGAAAAAUCAACAAAACAGCACAUCAGAAAUACUGUCAAAGAACUGAAAAUCGAAAAUAAUGUCACCUGUGAACUGAUGUCGUCCACAAGGCCCUGGUUCGAAAACUUCAGAUUGCCUUGUUAUAAUGCAGCAAGGAGAGCGUGCAGGCAAAUUUACAAAGAAGAUCCAAAUAUGAUUCGAGAAGCUAGAGCCAGACAAGCUGUUACAAUUUUCGACAGAGUUUUAGAGAAAAACAUUGUGAUGUUGCCUUUGUCAUGUAGAGGCUCCAACCCUGGUGAACCCAACGAGAAUAUUUCGAGCAGGAAUUUUUAUGAGGGGACCAAAUUAAUAGCAGCUUAUUUAUUUCAAAUGUCAAAUAUUUAG
Cylas formicarius (sweet potato weevil) is the source of this 1522-nucleotide messenger RNA. RefSeq names its product cytosolic non-specific dipeptidase-like. Gene Ontology annotation, biological process: proteolysis. The record is from RefSeq and is a predicted model, not a curated record. Gene Ontology annotation, molecular function: peptidase activity. The transcript has 5 exons. The coding region runs from base 41 to 1522 and encodes 493 amino acids. NCBI's taxonomy places the organism in Eukaryota, Metazoa, Arthropoda, Insecta, Coleoptera, Brentidae.